GCAAAGGAUAUUGACUAUGUCGUCUGCUCACUGACCGUUUCGCUGGCUCCCGUCACCUGAACUUCGCAUGCAACCUGAUAAUCCCUUUCACAGCGGUAUUCUGCAAUAUUCUAGUGGCACCUUCUAGUCCUUUUCCGGGCUGAAUGGCUGAACGACAGAGGUUCAACUUCUGAAUCCCAGAAAUUGACGCCCAUGCAACGUGUUCUAUAACCUUGAUCAUUACGCAAUUCCGGCGCCCCUUCGGUACUAGAAGGAUAAAGGGACCAUUCAGAGCGCCAUCUUGUGUCCCGCUUUCCCUCAGUCUUCUUGCGCUCAGCGAUCCCUACCCGGUCUGGUCAUCAACAGAACAAUCAACGUUGUUGUUCUUGCUACAAUUCUGAUGACAUCCUUGGCCUCUGUAUUUAGUGGGCGCAAGGCGUCUUUUGACACGACAUGGCGUAGCUGGAAUGCGAGUGCGACUGCGUGACUAGCGCCUAUCAAGGCAAUGCUCAAAGACGCCGCGACCCAGGUCGCAGGCAUCGCUCAGAUGCUCGAUGAGAUGGAAGACAAUCGGAGAGGAUUGGCUCUCAAAGUUACCUGUGUUACAGAAGAGGUCCUCAAGCGUUUCCCACCUGCAGGCCCGGCAGAUGAGAGUGCGACUUGUAUCAUCACGACACUUGCCAGGUAUCUGGGAUCAACACGUUCUUCCAGAUGUCCUCGUCAACGCUCAUAGUCAUGGACAUUCAGACGGUAGCGCAAAAGAUUAGGAGGUAUCACAGACAACUUGAUUCUCUCAGGCUGCAAUGCGUGGAAAUGCGAAUCACGAUGUUAAGUCAGAGGGGCAUGCCCGCUGGGUCACUUGCAUCACCAAAGUAGCCAGGCUCUUCGGACUUGCUGCAAUAUCCUGGUCUAGUCCCCCAACGCCACUUGUUCUCGAUGUUCCACCCAAGCCAGAUGCCUUCUACGGCAGGGAGGAGCUCGUGGCCUCCAUUAUUGAGCUCCUCCUCCAAGAGAAACCCUGUCGAGUCCCCCUGCUUGGUGUGGGAGAAUCGGCAAGACAUCCGUCGCACUUGCUUCCAUCAAUGAUGAGAACACCAAGCAACGAUAUGGAGAAAGCAUAUGCUUCCUCAGUUGUGAAGGCAUUGUAUCUGAAGAAGGUCUUGUAAAUGCCCUGGCCGCACGCCUCGGAAGACGACAAGACGCCAACACGCGCCCAGCCGUCAUAGCACAUCUUGCUUCCCUCGGCCGCGCUCUCCUCGUGCUCCACAAUCUUGAGGCGACUGCGCAGAGGGACAGGCAGCAUAUGGCCCAAUUCCUUAGGAGAUUUGGAGCCAUACAAGGACUUUCACUCAUCAUCACCAUGAGAGGGACUCUGCCGCCUGACGGCGCUACGUGGGACGGCCUACCCCCAUUGGCGACGCUCUCACUCGGAGCGGCGCGUCAGAUCUGGAUGCAGAUCUCGAAGAAGAUGGAUGAUAAAUUGGAUGAGCUGCUGGAACGACUGGAUGGACUUCC
Dacryopinax primogenitus is the source of this 1494-nucleotide messenger RNA. RefSeq lists its product as uncharacterized. The transcript is spliced from 4 exons. Bases 783 to 1145 code for a protein of 120 amino acids. Lineage: Eukaryota; Fungi; Basidiomycota; Dacrymycetes; Dacrymycetales; Dacrymycetaceae. The record is from RefSeq and is a predicted model, not a curated record.